This is a messenger RNA of Hylaeus volcanicus, 2845 nucleotides long. RefSeq names its product odorant receptor 4-like. The transcript has 7 exons. NCBI's taxonomy places the organism in Eukaryota, Metazoa, Arthropoda, Insecta, Hymenoptera, Colletidae. Gene Ontology annotation, biological process: detection of chemical stimulus involved in sensory perception of smell; sensory perception of smell. The coding region runs from base 906 to 2426 and encodes 506 amino acids. Gene Ontology annotation, cellular component: plasma membrane. Gene Ontology annotation, molecular function: olfactory receptor activity; odorant binding. The record is from RefSeq and is a predicted model, not a curated record.
CUGAAACCACAACGACUCCCGAACCUGAAACCACCACGACUCCCAGACCUACCACAUAUCCUCCCCCCAUCACCACUACUAAACGUCCGUGGUGGUGCUUCUGGUGUUGAGUAAACAGCUGAAUAAAACAUUAUAAUCGAUUACAAUCCAUUAUGUACACUAAAAUAUAUUAAAUAUAUUUCAAAUAGGAAAAAAUAAAUGUUACAUUGGAUAUAAUUUUAUUCCAUUCCAUGGGAAAUCGACGACUAAAUGGACCAACAUCUUGAAUUUUGUGCAAAUAGGAUGUUGGUCCGAAUCGAAUUUCUUAAAAAUGAAAGAAAGUUUUUCUUAAGAUUUCGCAACGGUUGUUAAGCCUGUCGAUCUUUUCAGAAUGUAAAAUUGUCCACAAAAAUUAUUUCUCAAAUCCUCGGCCAGAAAUGAAGCAUAUUUUGUGAAAUAACAUAUAGGAAAAACUUCUAUUAUUUCUGAGAAAGAAAUUCCUAAUAUUCCGAAAUUCGAAAUAUCGAUUACCAAAUGAACGUUUCUCCAAUACUCACUAUAUUCAGACAUAAGUUUCGAAUAAUUUUAAUCAUUUAGAUUUUUAAUUAUUUUGUAAUGUACAGUAUUGUCAAGAUGAACAUUCGUACAAUUUGUAAAAUUCAUUUGUAAAAGCAUUUGUAUGCCGAUUUACUUUAAAUGAAAUACCCAAAAACAUUUUUAUACUGAUUUUCAUUUAAAUGAAAAAGAGUCGGUCACAUUGACCCCGCCAUUUCGCCGUUCUCGACACGACCGUGUCACCGACAGGCACUCCAAUUUUUAAGAUGACUUUAUAACAAAUGUAACUUUGAUCGUCUGUACGAUCAAAAAUAUAGAGUGUAGCGUAAUUUCCUUUAUACAUUUCUAUAGAGGAAUACCUCCUCUACGAAAUGCCAAUGUCAACAAUUCUAAAUUACAACUUUCUUUUUUCCACUGUGCGAUGUUCGGAGAUUGCUCGAGUCGACGCGCUUCGCAGCUUCAUCGUCAUCGCCACCGUACCGCGUACCGAUGCACCGAUACCCCGCCACCGAAAUCUUACUUUUUGCUCACAAUCAGUUCUAAUCGACCAGCGUUGGCACAACUGUCGAUCCCGCAAUACAGAACCAAACACUUUGGAACAGGAACAGUUUGUCACGAAGAAUCGAAAAAUUGGUUUCACCCUGAUGCAGUCACCGUUCACGAUGCAAGGAGAAACGUAUUCAGACAUCUCGAUCACGGUAUCCGCUUUCUACCUGAAGUUCGUUGGUAUGUGGUUGGUAGAAAACGAUGAGGAUUUACUUCGGAGGAGGAUCGCUGUAUGCUGUACUAUUUUUUCGACUGUGCUCACUAUGUCUUGCGAGGUCAGAGAUUUGUAUUUUUCCUGGGGCGACUUCAACAAUGCUAUUUACGUUGCCACUAACAAUGUAAGCGUUGCACUGAUCCUGCUUAAGGUUUAUGUCAUCAUGGCGAACAAAAUAGAAUUCAAUGAAUUGAUUGUAUUCAUGAGAGACCAUUUCUGGAGAAAUGAUUAUGACUGCUAUGAGAAAAAGAUCUUGGCCAAUACCAGUAAGACAUGUACUUCAAUGGUCGCUGUGAAUGUCUUUGGCGCGCACGCUAUUGUUACGAUUCAGUCUUCGACACCAAUCUUUAUCAAUAUGGGAAAAAAUGAAACUGACAGAGUCCAUCCAUUCAACAUGUGGCUUGGUCCUUUUUCAGCGUCAACUCCCUACUACGAAAUGUUGUACAUCAUCCAGGUGAUAGUCUAUUAUCACAUUGCCGUGUGUUUCUUUUGUUUCGACAACAUUUUCUGCAUUGUGAAUAUGCAUGUCUCUGCUCAGUUUCGUAUAGUUCAGUACAGGCUGGUGAAACUGCAUAACACAGAAGAGAAAAUGAAGGAUAGGAAUGCGAAUAUAACUGUUGCCAUGAAUUCUUCUAAAUGUUAUGAAAAAUUGAAGAGCUGCAUUCGACAUCACCAGAAUCUUAUUCGUUAUUGCACGAAGAUCGAGAAAGUGUUCACGUUAAUUGUACUCGGAGAAAUGACACUCGUCAGUGGACUAAUUUGUCUUUACGGGUACCAAGUAUUUUUGGCAAAAGCAAACGCGAUGAGACGUUGGACGUUCGGCUUGCUCAUGAUAGGCACAACGAUGGUACUACUGAUGUUCAUAUACUCUUGCCAUGGCCUGAUGGAACAAAGUCACAAUGUCGGAAAUGCAGCGUAUUCGACGCCAUGGACGCUUAUGCCGAUGAACAAACUUGGCAGAAAUCUGCGAAACGAUUUGAUGAUGGUUUCCGUGCGAUCGAGACGUGUUUGUUGCUUGACAGCGAAUGGAUUCUUCCCAAUAUCGCUAGAAACUUACACCAAAAUUAUGAGUACCGCGGUAUCAUACUUUACGUUAUUGAGAGGCCGGACAGAAGAUAUGUUGAAGGACUAACUGCAAUGUAUGUAGAACACUUUAUUAAUAUAUUGCACAAAAUAUGUAUGUAAGUGAACGUGAAACUCCGUCAUCAUUGUUCUUCGUGGUUCGACACACGAACAAUUAUAACUGAAGAAAGAGAGAGAAACAAAACAAACGUAGUUAAUUUUUUUAUUUACGUGGAGAAGUGCAUUUACGGCCACCUCAGAAGGAGGUGCUGUUAUGUAUGCUACCCACUAAAACUACCGGUUAGCAAUGUUGUUGACACUGUUCUUCUGUGCAGCUUGAAUUUUCUUUUUUUUCUUUAUAAUCGUGUGCCUCAAAGAGUUAACGCUAUUCACUCGCGCCAACGAAUAAUCCAAUCUCCGAAAUACUUUUGUGGGGGUAGGUGCCUGUGGAGGGAGAGCGAAAAACUUUAAAUAAAAUGGUAAAGCUCA